Molecule: messenger RNA, 1575 nt
Organism: Colletotrichum aenigma
Lineage: Eukaryota; Fungi; Ascomycota; Sordariomycetes; Glomerellales; Glomerellaceae
Product: DnaJ-like protein subfamily C member 3
Exons: 2
Coding region: 1-1575 (524 amino acids)
Biological process (GO): protein folding in endoplasmic reticulum
Cellular component (GO): endoplasmic reticulum
Molecular function (GO): misfolded protein binding; protein-folding chaperone binding
Source: RefSeq, a predicted model, not a curated record
AUGCACAUGCACGUUCGCCUAUGCGCUCUGGCUUUCGCAGCCACGACACUACUCUCUUCGCCAGCUCUCGCAAUUUCAGCCGACGAAAUCCCUUCAGAUACCCCAGUUUCGUCUUUGCUGUCCUCCGCCCAAGCCCAUCUCUCCAAGGGGCAGACGAGCGACGCCCUCGUUUACUAUGAUGCCGCUAUCGCUCGGGAUCCCUCCAACUAUCUGACCCUCUUCAAGCGCGCCACGACCUACCUCUCCCUCGGACGAACCAACCAGGCGACCGACGAUUUCAACAAGGUCUUGGCAAUAAAGCCCGGCUUUGAGGGCGCUCACGUUCAAUUGGCCAAGAUCAAGUCUAAGGUUGCCGACUGGGAAGGCGCAAGGGAACAGUAUACUCUGGCAAACAAGGGCGCCACCUCACCCGAGCUCGUCGCCCUCGACGAGGCCAAGGGCGCAGCUCACCUCGCCGAGAUAGCAGAGAAAAAUGGUGAUUGGGAGGCAUGCGUCACUCAUGCAGGCGAGGCCAUCCUUACCGCGAACCGGGCUAUCUCGCUCCGCGAGAUGAGAUCUCGCUGUCGUUUCCAGCGCGGUGAGGUUGAAGAAGGCAUGAGUGAUCUGCACCACGUCCUGCAGAUGCGGCCUGGAGACACUUCACCACAUAUUAAGAUCUCCGCCAUCACCUUCUACGGACUAGGCGACCUCCAGAACGGCUUGACCCAGAUCAGGAAGUGUCUACACUCCGACCCAGACUCCAAGCCAUGCAAAAAGCUCCUGAAGCAGCAAAAGGCCAUCGACAAGACUUUGGCCAGGGUAACGAAGGCAUUCGACAAGAAUCAACCUAUGACCGGAGUCAAGUUGUUGAUCGACUCGGCCGAUGAGACAGGUCUGAUCACCGACAUCAAGACCCAUGUUGAAGAGCUUCGUGCAGAUGGCACCAUUCCCGCCACUGCCACCUCAGCUCUGUACAUCCGCGUGGUGGAAAUGGCAUGCCAGGGCUAUUACGACAUGAAUGGCAAGAAAGCUAAACAGCACUGCGAUGAUGCGCUCGCGCUCGACCCUCGAUCGUUUUACGGCCUCCUAUUCAAGGCUAAAGUAUUGAUGGACAAGGAGGAAUUCGAGGCUGCCAUUAGGUCUUUGGAGGAGGCCAGCAAUGCUAGACCUGACAAGAACGACGUCACCCAGCCUCUAAUGCAGAAGGCCCAGAUCGCGCUGAAACGCAGUCAGACCAAGGAUUAUUAUAAGGUUCUAGGUGUAUCCCAUGAUGUUGAUGAGCGUCAAAUCAAGCAGGCUUAUCGCAAGCUGUCAAAGCUGCACCACCCGGAUAAGGCUGCCAAGCAGGGUCUCACCAAAGAGGAAGCCGAGAAGAAGAUGGCGGCCAUCAACGAGGCGUACGAGAUUCUAAGCAACCCGGAGCUUCGCGAGCGCUUCGAUCGCGGCGACGAUCCCAAUAAUCAACAGCAAGGCAGCCCUUUCCAAGGAAAUCCCUUUGGCGGAGGCCAUCCAUUCAUGUUCCAGCAGGGUGGGGGAGGUGGAAGUCAGCAAUUCCAUUUCAAGUUUGGUGGCGGUGGUGGCGGGUUCCCAUUCUAG